AUGAUGCGAUCGGCUCUCCAAAAAUCAGGGGCUCUUGCCUCCAAGUCCAUGGCCAAGCCCAAUGGUUCCAUUGGUUCUGUGCGCUUCAUGGCCAAGGAAAUUAAAUUCGGUGUGGAUGGACGAGCAGCCAUGCUAAGGGGUGUGGAUAUGCUGGCCGAUGCUGUUCAGGUCACUCUUGGUCCCAAAGGUCGCAACGCAAUUAUCCAACAACCCUAUGGCGCUCCAAAAAUCACCAAGGAUGGUGUGACAGUCGCCAAGAGCAUCGAUUUUGAAGAUAACUUCGAGGAUAUGGGGGCACAAUUGAUUAAGAGUGUAGCAUCGAAGACAAAUGAUAUUGCCGGUGAUGGUACCACUACAGCUACCGUGCUUGCCCGUGCCAUUUAUUCCGAAGGGUGCAAGGCCGUUGCUGCUGGUCUCAAUCCUUUGGAUCUCCGACGUGGUAUCCAGCUUGCCGUGAACUCGGUCGUCAAAAAUUUGGAUGACAUCAGUAGGCCAAUCACUUCGAAAGAAGAGAUUUCCCAGGUAGGAACCAUUUCUGCUAACUCGGACAAAGAAAUUGGAGACCUUAUCUCGGACGCCAUGGAACGAGUAGGAAAGGAAGGCGUUAUUACGGUUCAAGAAGGAAAGACUUUGGAAAACGUGCUUGAGGUUGUAGAGGGAAUGAAAUUUGAACGUGGAUAUAUCAGUCCCUAUUUCAUCACAGAUGCAAAGACUCAGACCUGCGAACUUGAAAAUCCCCACAUUCUUUUGGUCGAGAAGAAAGUGAGCAACCUUCAGCAACUUGUCCCACUUUUGGAAAGUAUCAUUAAGAGCCAAGCAUCCUUGCUUAUCGUGGCCGAAGAUGUCGAAAGCGAAGCCCUCGCUACCCUUGUUGUCAACAAACUUCGUGCCGGCAUCAAGGUUUGCGCCGUAAAAGCUCCAGGUUUUGGUGACAACCGCAAGGCCACCAUGCAAGACCUUGCCAUUCUCACCGGAGGAACUGUCAUUUCUGAGGAAAUGGGGAUGAAGUUGGAGGAAACUACCCCUGAACAUCUGGGCAAAUGCAAGAAAGUCACCAUCACCAAGAAUGACACUGUUGUCCUUGAUGGUGCAGGCGAAACGUCAGCAAUCACAGAACGAUGCGAUCUUAUCAGAAACUCCAUCGAGACUACCAAGUCUGACUAUGAGCGAGAAAAGCUUCAGGAGCGUCUUGCCAAGUUGUCGGGCGGGGUUGCUGUUGUUCAGGUUGGAGGAGCGUCCGAAAUCGAAGUACAGGAAAAGAAGGACCGUGUCGUCGAUGCUUUGAAUGCCACCCGAGCUGCUGUUGAGGAAGGUAUUGUUCCCGGUGGAGGAAAGGCCCUUCUAUACUGCUCUACGCUUUUGGAUGAUGUUGCACAAAAUGAAGCCAUCAACAUGGACCAGCGCAUUGGUGUUCAGAUCAUCCAGCGUGCGCUUCGCGCCCCCUUGUCGACAAUUGUCAAUAAUGCUGGAGAAGAGGGUGCAGUGGUGUGUGGAGAGCUGACGAAGGCUGAUGUACCAGUUGAACGAGGUUACGAUGCUCAAAACGGACUCUACUGUGAUAUGUUUGAGGUUGGAAUUAUUGACCCAACAAAGGUUACCCGUACUGGAAUUGUCGAUGCUGCAUCCGUGGCUGGCCUUCUUACAACUUCCGAGGCGAUGAUUGUUGACAAACCGGUCGAAGGAGGAGGUGGUCCUCCCAUGGGGGGAAUGCCGGGAGGCAUGCCAGGAAUGAUGUAG
This is a messenger RNA of Seminavis robusta, 1737 nucleotides long. Lineage: Eukaryota; Bacillariophyta; Bacillariophyceae; Naviculales; Naviculaceae. The record is from the annotation of a GenBank genome assembly.